AUGGAUAACCCAUCACUUCCUGUUGCCAUAAUGGGGGCAGCUACAUCUGUUAUUGCUUUAGGUGUUGUUCUUUUGAAAGGACUAAGAUCUAGAAGAAUUAUGCCUAGAGAACCUCAUGUUAAUCGAGAGUUUCGAGUUGUUGGUGGGAGGUUUUAUAGAUCAGUUGAGACAGUGCACCGAUACUUUAGGCAUGUCCUUAGAGCUAUUUUGCAAUUAUACAAACACAUGAUUAGAGAGCCUGACAAAGAUACACCCUUGGAGAUAAGAAAUAGCAGCAGGUUUAACUCCUAUUUUAAGGAUUGUGUGGGAGCUAUUGAUGGAACUCAUGUUCGUGCAUCUGUUCCAAUUCAAAUACAAGGAAGGUUUCACGGCAGAAAGGAUGGAACAACACAAAAUGUCCUCGCUGCUGCUACCUUUGGCUUAAAAUUCACUUAUGUAUUAGCUGGUUGGGAAGGAAGUGCCCAUGAUUCAAUUGUCUUAAAUGAUGCACUCUCUAGGCCAAGAGGAUUAAAAAUUCCUGAAGGUAAAUAUUAUCUUGGUGAUGCUGGUUAUGGAGUUCGGAAAGGAAUUAUAUCCCCUUAUCGUGGUGUUCGUUACCAUUUGAAAGAGUUUAGUGAUAACCCGCCAAGAAAUGACAAAGAAUUAUUCAAUCUUCGCCAUUCUUCUUUACGCACUAGCAUUGAGCGUUGUUUUGGGGUUUUGAAGAAACGUUUCCGUGUGUUAGAUGCAGAACCUUUUUGGUCAUUCCCAACACAAGUGGAUGUAGUCUUAGCUUGUUGCAUAAUUCACAAUCAUAUCAUAGGAGUUGACCCUUUAGACUCAAUUAUGAACAAUGGGCUUCGUGGUAGUCCACUUGCAAAUGACAGUACAAGUAGAAGAGUCCAACAAUCACAAAGGGAAGUCCAAGAAGAAAAUAGAGAAUGGGUUCAAAUACGAGAUGAUAUCUGUCGUAAUAUGUGGGAGGAUUAUAAUGCUAUGGAGUGA
Messenger RNA from Quercus robur (English oak), 984 nucleotides. Its product is annotated as protein ALP1-like. The transcript has 4 exons. Lineage: Eukaryota; Viridiplantae; Streptophyta; Magnoliopsida; Fagales; Fagaceae. The record is from RefSeq and is a predicted model, not a curated record. Bases 1 to 984 code for a protein of 327 amino acids.